AUGAAUGAACCGCUUAUUUUCAGACUUAAAAACACGUCGGUUGCUGUAAUCAUAAAAUGUGUGCCAUAAUGGACUAUUUUGAUCUAAUCUAGUGACGCUAUGCGUCCCUCUCACCCUCACCCGCCUGGGUAUGGAUCGGGUAUAUCUGACGCAAUGCGUCCCUCCCACCCACACACCCCUGCGUAUGGGUCGGGUAUGCCAGUUCAAUAUCUUGCUGGUCGGGGCCCUCACGGAUUACAUCAGGGCAUACAUCAAGGUGGUCAUGUACCAGGUGUACAUCAGGGAGUACAUGGACCUACUGGACAUCAUCCAGGGAUUCACGGCGUACACCAGCGCCCUGGUCAGCAUAUUAAAUAUUAUCCCAGUCUAAGUGGGAGUGAAACUGAUGUGUCCACUUCAACUGAAAAUUUAACCCAGGAGGAGCGGUAUGUGCUCCGUAACAUGGAACGUCAGGAGCCCCAGGGUGAAGAACAGCAUCAUCAAGUCUCACAUCAACAACUCGGUCAUAUUCAUGCUAUGGCCGGGCAUAUACUUCAGUCUCAUGGACAGGCGGGGCCCAGCUACCAUCCGCCCCCACCUUAUUCAGAUAGAUUGAUUGCUCAGCAGAUUGCGAGUAAUAACGCGAGAAGAGAAGCUCUUAGGCUCGACGCAAUGAUCGCAGCUUCUAGACAAGGCACCCCAAUAGGAUCUCCGGGUCCGAAUAUGAGUGGUUUAAGAACAGAGGAUCUGUAUGGAGCAAGGGUAGCGGCCAACUCAAGGUUUACUCCGACCUCCCACUACCAAUCCGUCACACAAGCAGUUCCACACUCGCAGGAAACCAAUCUUUCUCGGCUUGCACCUUCUGUCUACUCCCAUCCUAGUGUCACGGAUCCAAUCCUGAAAUCCCCGAAAUCUUUUUAUCAAGAUCCAUCGGUCCUUGGACCAAAGAAAGGGUUUAAUAUUUCGAGCAGUGGAGCCUACUUCGACACUUCAGCAGUGAGCAAGGACAGUGAUCUUCAGGUUCAAAACGAUAUGAUUGCCCAGCUGACUCGUGAGAUGAGACUUAAUAACAACGGACACUUGUCCGGAGGUUCGGACGUUGAAAGCUCCGGGUCCACCAGUACACUUAACAAUCCUGCUGCUACUGCAGAACGGAUCGCUGCACUCGCUCUGCAAGCUAAAGUUAGUUCCUCGAGUAUACCUGUUCCUGUGUAUAGAUCUAAACAGGUAGACACUCCGACAAAGAUAAAUAAGAACGCUCCACCCCCGCCAUACUCGUCACCUAAUAAAAGUUACCAAGUUAACAGCCCUCUAGAUGCUGUUUCUAAGCUCAAGGUUCAGGAGACUAGAAAGAUGUCUGCUCCCUCUCCCUUGGGUUCAUCUGGUAAACCUGACAACCUACCUCUGCUCUCCUGCUCCCAACCUGAUCUGGCAAACCUGACCAGCACAGAACUCGGAGCACAAGAUACUCAAUUGUCAUCUCAGCUUGAAUCUCUAGAAGCAUCUCCUAAUACCCGUGAUAUGUUCGACACCAUCAACAACGAGAACCGAUCUCUGAAGAUGGAGGUUGAGCUGAUGAGGCGAAGAAUAAACCGUCUGGACAACCUGGAGAAGGAGAUGUUGAAGAUUCACGAGGCGUAUCAGGCUCUCCGGGAGCACUCGGAGAAACGUGAACUCCUGGAAAAGUCUGCUCGGACUAAAUUACAGGCAGAGAUACUGAACAACCAGGAGAUAAAUAAAGAGUUAAGGGAGAGACAUGAUGCUGUCAUGUCACAGAUAAUGUCUGGAGAUACGGGAAAUAUUCCUGGACUGGAUAGUAUACUCCGAGGAGAGAUCCUACGUAAAGACGCACUCAUCACUCAGCUCGCAAACCAGAACAAGGAGCUCCUCAAUGCCAAGGAGAGGCUGGAAGUUGAGUGCGCAGAGCAGAGAGAAACGUUACAGGAGCAGAGAACACAUAUUGACGUUCUUGACUCCGCGCUUUCAAGCGCGCAGAAUAACGUGCUCAGAUUAGAAGACGAGCUCAGACAAAAGGAAGCGUACGCGGAGAGGGUCAAGCAGAUGACUAAAAGUCUUGAACAGCUUCAGGCCGCCAGCGAGAAGAGGGAGGCCAUGGAGAAGAAGCUCCGUGUGAAGUUGGAGGAGGAGUUGAAGGAGUUGAGAGCGGAGCAGGAGAGCAGGGACGGAAGAGAGGACAGGGAGGGAGAGGAUGUAGACUCCCUUGCUAGAAAACUCAGUGAAUCUGAGGAGAAGAUGAUUCGUCUGGAAUCUGAGAAAACUCAAUGGGAGCAAAGGUACCUUGAGGAGAGUGCAAUGCGUCAGGUCGCCAUUGAUGCCGCGUCAUUUCCGAAGGACGCAAAAAUAGCAGUGUUGGAGAAAAACAGUGCAGAGUCUGAAAAGAAAAUCGCCGAAGCGCGUUCCGAGAAAUUGAAACAAAUGGCGGAGGUUCAGGCGUAUCAACGGCGGAUGUUGGAUCUUGAGAUAUCGGUAAAAAAUCUGGAAUCCGCCCUGGCGGAGAGAAACGCCCUGGUCAAGGUUCUGCAGAAGAAAGCGUUUGAGAAACCGACCGACACAGAGAAUGUGCUUUCUAUUCCUAUUCAUGAUACUCUCAACUCUGCCAGUUCAAUUCUGCUACAAUCAAAGCAGCUUUCUACUUCGCAUGUUGGGUCUCCUCUCUCAUAUUCAGGAAACCACGCCUCUCAACAUUCCACACCAGUUUCUUUCUCUAGCCACGCCCCUCAUUCCACCCCGGUGUCCUACUCCAACCACGCCUCUCAGCAUUCUACUCCAGUUUCUUUUGCAAGUCACGCCUCACAGCGUUCGACCCCGGUUCCCUUUUCCAACCACGCCUCUCAGCACUCCACGCCUGUCCCCUUCUCUAACUCUACCCCUAUUCCUUUUUCAAAUCAUGCAUCCCAACAUUCUACACCCUUGCCAUUCUCUCAACAUGGUUAUCCCAGUCCUGUAUCUCAAUAUUCCUCUCCAUUCUCAAUUCACUCACCCACUCCUUACUCGAUGAGCCAGCACGGUGUUGUAACAAGCCAUGCCUCCCAGCUGUCUACCCCUCUUCCCUUGGGAUCUCCUCGGCACGCCGUCUCCGACUUCUACGAGGGUAUCUCGUCCUCCAUGUCCUCUACAGCGCGCGGUCCCUUGGGCAAGUUUAGUAUCGGAGGACGGGUUAGAUCUGGCAGCCCAGCCCAUAUACAGAGAAGUGCCACGCCUAGUGAUAUGCUGAGAUCAGGCACGCCCACAAAUCUGGUGAAGCAGAUACGACGAGACUCUGCUCCUGGAGAUGUAUUCUCUACAUUCUCGGAGGCUCAGUCGCCUGGGAAAACGUUGAUCAACACCUCUGAUCUCUACGGAACAGGAACUACAGGAAGCUCGGAGACUCAGGGUACCUCUGUAAGCACUGGUGGAACUCUGCCGAAAAUGUCGUUUGCCGCGAUGAAGGAGGAAAAUUCUAGGACUCUUCCAACUAAAAACUACGCAAGUUUGGCGGAAAGCCUACGAGCCAGCUACCCAGACGGAGACAUACAACUACCAGACAAACCUAUUAAAAUACUCGAAGACUUCAAUUCAACCAGGAAAUCCGUGAAUUUCGAGGGAAGAAAAUCUGCGAACUUGGACGGAAAUAUCAAUAGUUAUGAGGUCACAAAACCCGCGAGUUAUACUGAGGGUGCUAACAAUACGAUCACAAUCGACGAAGAUUCUAAUCCUGAUAUUUCGAGGAUUGAAAGUGAAGUCUCCCAGCCUGACGAAAGCGUCAACUCGUCUUUACUAGACAAGGACUCCCUUCUCUUGGCCUUGAAGCAAGAGAAGGAAAAGAGACCGGAAAAUUUUUGGCGGGUUUGAACCUAGAUAUAUAUUAAUCUCAAUCUCUUAAAAGGGUUUGAUCGGCUUAAUAUUUAAGUCUGAGCGUAGUAACCUAUAAAUUAAAUAAUUUAAGAUUAGAUUUAGAAAGAAUGAAGAAUACCUUAUAACAUGUUGUCCAAGGGUGUCUUGUCAUUAAAUCAACUUUUAAAUGUCGAGAAAUAUAUUUUAAAAAAUCUUUUGAGCCUGAAUAUUUCCAAACAAAUCUUUGAAAAUACAGCAACGUAGAUACAGGGGUAUAAAUUUUCUUCAAAAAUAAUGCCCCCUCCUAGACUUACAUAAAAGUUUCAUUUUUUUUUGCUGAUUUAGACCUGGAAAUUGAUGAAUGUUUUGGUUAAAAUAUAUCAGAAAGGCGAGAAGAAAAAGAAUUUCGAGUGUAUGUUCAAAUUUUGAUUUUUCUUGCAAAGGGCGGGGUAUUUUUUACUUAGAGAGCUAAGUUUUAAAACUCGCAUUUUGAUGAGACACCCUGACUAUUUGUGACUUAAAUGCCAUGUUUGCCUGGAGGAACCAAAAUAUCAAUCAUUUUAGAAAAGAAAGUAACAAAAUUGUAUAUUAACCAGUAGAUGACCACGUAGAACCUAGCUAACUAGUAUAAAAAUCAAUUUAAAUGCAAUGUUCAUCAUCGCACAAAGAACCCUGUUCUGUACCCAUGUACCCCUCUCAG
This is a messenger RNA of Eurytemora carolleeae, 4513 nucleotides long. RefSeq names its product angiomotin. Gene Ontology annotation, cellular component: cytoplasmic vesicle; plasma membrane; bicellular tight junction. The record is from RefSeq and is a predicted model, not a curated record. The transcript is spliced from 12 exons. NCBI's taxonomy places the organism in Eukaryota, Metazoa, Arthropoda, Copepoda, Calanoida, Temoridae. Gene Ontology annotation, biological process: actin cytoskeleton organization; regulation of cell migration. Bases 100 to 3831 code for a protein of 1243 amino acids.